This is a messenger RNA of Amoebophrya sp. A120, 4529 nucleotides long. NCBI's taxonomy places the organism in Eukaryota, Dinophyceae, Syndiniales, Amoebophryaceae. The record is from the annotation of a GenBank genome assembly.
AAGAUCAGCCUUUCGCUGUCGUCCCCGCUCACCCAACCAUGGGUCAUAAUAACGGAGAUACGUAGUUUAUCACCGAUUCUCUAGCAGGUUGCGUAGCACUGCAACGGGAAGGCCUUGGAGCCCAGUAGAUAGCUGAAAGUUUAAAAUUCUUUUUGCUUCAUCUGGUGCUAGUCUUUCUUUUCGUUGUAUUCUCAGGCCCAACCUGCGUUGAUAUUAGUUCGUUCAGAAGUACAGUUUUCAAUUGCAAGUAGUUUUGUAGUUUUUCCUCUUUUGAAGGAUUUAUAAAUGAAAUAUUGACCUUGUGCCAUAUACGAACCAGAAAAUGGCAACCAAAAUGACGAUGAAAAUUCCGACAGAACAAACGAAACCAAGAAUGGCAUUUUUCCUUGCGCAGAUCGCCUACGCUUGGACAGCCAUGAGCCCCUUUGGCACAGCUUUGGGCGUCUCUCUGUCUGCGGCUGGACCACCAACGGGAGAAGCUGCACUUGCCGGAAAGAACGAUAAUGAUCAAGAAGUCCGCGUCGAGCAGCAUCAAGGAGUGUUCGAGCGUCCUGGCUGUUCCACGGCUUGUUCAUCCGACGGCCCAAAAAUCGACGCAACUUGCCCGGAGGCGAUGGUGGCAAAAAAGUCACUCGACGCAAACCCAGAUGAACACGCCGACAUUUUGAUUUUUUCCUCCCACAAAGAACACACCGCCGCUUCUUCGUCCACCCAAGAACCCCCCUCCCUGCCAACCAAGAGACGAAGGUUGUUUUGGCCGAACAGCAGGAAAAGACGAAGCUGUUGUAAAUCGCUCUUGCAGGAGGAGGAGCCGUUGCCGUUGCCGUCUCAGGCGGCAAAGAGGACGAAACAACGCACGAGCAAAUCUUCCACUUCGGCUCCCCACCUUCUAUCUCCUCUUCCCAAAACGGUCGUGGAACAUGUGUACAGCUUUCUGCCAGACCCAAAUCCCCCGCUAGCCAGGAUUCACGGGCUUGUGUUGAAAGACCGACUACCGGGAAGAAAAAAAUGCGGCCUACUGGAUUUUGAAAUACAUCCUCGGGCGGAAGAUGAAAAAUGCAGAAUGAAAAUGAAAAAUGACUCAACGGAUAGUGGUGCAGGUUUUCGCGCCGGGAGGUUGUCCACCUCACUCCAGGUUUACAAGAUGGACCCAGCACGCGGAUGUCUUGAUGAGAGAGGCGCUAAUAAGGAUAUUUUGGCGCUGCAGGAGUUUUCAGAUUGCAAGGAGGACCCCAGAGCGGUGAGGCUGACCACGGUGGAAUUCCGCUGUGAAAGGGUUCUUCAAGUGGAUGACAAAGCACUAUUUGUUCGACCAGGAGCUGCAAAUAAAGGAUGUCAACAAGGUGGAGAUGCUGUUGUGACCAGUACUUCUGGAGGGCAACGCCAACGGCAACCGAUAGUGCAGGUAAAAAGAUUUUUUGCGGAAUCCGCUACACCGCUGUCGUAUGCAUUGCAAAAGUAUCGUACUAGUAUAAAUCGCAAUACAAAUUUCUCCAGAAGGAAAAAUGGAGUUUGUAAUGCUGAUUUUGCUCAGAAACAAGAUUUGUCAUGCAUGAUUGCAAUUAGUAGGAGUACGAUACUUUUGCACAGGAUAUGUCGUGGUGUGCUGAGGACGAGCCAGGUCUCAAAAAGCUGCACGGUUGCCUAUCCGUUUUAAAAACGUCCUGACACCAGAGUUGUCAUGCAGAUUAUCAAGCACAGGAGCAUUUGUGAUGCGCAUUCCCAAGAGAGGCAAUUCCAAUCGUGUUCUGGAACUUGUAAUGCUGUAAACAGGAUGUGGAUGAGGAGAUGGAUUCGCUAUGCGGAUUCCCUUGCUAAACUGCAUUACACUACAACCUGCAAGUUGUCAUGCGUGACUCGCAAAACUUUCAGCUUUGUGCUGCAAAAUCUCCAUCUUGACUCUGGGGCGGGGACAUUUUCCUCACAAUAUUGCCGCAUCCGGGCUUACCUCGGACCGUUGAAGCAAGAUUGCUCCAGCCGAGUGCUACAGGAUUUUCCCAAACACUUGAUGUUUGUUUCGGAGAACAAAAUCGAGGAGGUGGUGAUGCUCAUCACGACACCCGUUUGCCAGUGCAAGGAUAGAAGUACCGACAAGUCGUGUUGGGAUCAGCAGCUGUGUCUUCAGUUUUACCCGCAACACCAGACGUUUACGUUUCCAUUAUUCCGCAGAGAGGAAGAGGAUGAGGAAGAAGAAGAAAAUGAAGAGUACUACGCUGGCGCCCGUCCUGAUGGCGACCAGAAGAAUCUUCCGAAGACCGAUAAUACAAGCCCACGACCGGGAGGAUCUUCAUGCAGCAGGUGGUGUGCUGGAUCGUCCUCAUCUUCAACUGCAGCUAGGCCUGAACCUGAAGGCGUCUAUACUUUUACUGGGUUUAUUCUUGGGCGCGGAGGAGCUCAAUGGAGGACGAGUUCUGGUGAUAGAAGCAGAACUACCGACAACUGCACCAAUUCGCUGCAUGAAGAUGAUGGCCCUGGACUGGAUCCUAGUACAACCAGCAGGAACUGCAGGGAAGAGAAAGCGGCUGCCGGUAGUAGUAGUGCUAGUAGUCGUGCAAGCUCUUGUGCGCCACCAACAAGUAGUUCUUGCCGUUCACAAGAAGACGAAGAACAACAGCGGACACCGACCUGUUCCAUUGAACAAGUUUCUAACACAGGUCGCCGCGCCGAUUAUCCGGACGAAGACCGCACGAGAACUGGGGAACAACAACUAGUGGGCCCGAUCCUCUGCUCUCUGGAUGACAACUUCGCACCAGACAUGCAGUUGAAAUGGCAGGGUCUCACCAAGGGCAAGCUCCCGGUGCACGUGAAAAUUACCGAGGGGCCGCUUGCCUCGUUGUUUAUUCCCCUUGGUAACUACAGCUUCCGCAUCCAUGUGCCGGGGGAGACGGGGUACUUGAAGCUAAAGGAUACAACAACUUCUGAAAGUCGCAAAAAUACGUCGUUUUUCCCCCGCAACAGAGUUGUCCUCAUCCUGAAUCUUCUAAGCCCAAAGCUGUGGUGUCCGCGCAUGCUGGAGCGGCUGACUAUCAAAUGUAAAAAUGUCUGGGUCUAGAAGAGUGCAUGUUUGUCAUGCUUGUCUGGUAGACUCUCAAAUCUGUCAUGCACGUUACCCAAGAGCGCCAUUUUUCUGUCAUGCAGAAACGCAGUUUGUCAUGCAGAAUAAGCAACACCUAGAAGCUCAGAAACUUGUCAUGCUGAGCCAGCACUUGUGGCCUCCUCAUGAUACGCCACCCAGCAUCACAAGUUUCCAGACCCAGACAUUUUUGCAUUUGAUACUGACCAAGUUAGAACCAGACGUACAGCCGGGCGAAAUACGGUUGGCGGCCUGGGGCCCUUUUCGCGGUAUCGAAUACAAAGACACGGCGAGCGUAAUGUUUCAGACCAUUUGGGAGCGAGAAACUGACAACACGGAUCCCGAGAAAAGCACGUAUUACCUGGAUCUCGACCAAUGGCCACGGCGGGUGGUCUGGAAUGACCUUUCAAACGACCUACAACCCGGUGAACGCAGGGACACACGCCUGCCUAUUGACCGGCCUAUGAGGGUUCACAUUUUCCGGAGGUCCGCGGAGGAAGCGGAAAAAGGCAAAUUGUUUACGAACAUCAAGUAUGAACUGCAAAAGUAUCGUACUAGUAGUAAUUAUUGCAAUACAAAUUGACUCAGCAUGACAAAAUUGAAUUUGUCAUGCGGGUUUGCCUUAAGAAAAGGAUUUGUAAUGCAUAAACGCAAUGAGUACGAGUACGAUACUUUUGCGCAGGAUAUCAAGGCGUUCAACCGUCUAGUCCGAGACAAGCUGCUGAAAAUCCGUCCUGAUGAUGACGAAGAGGAUCGCAGUUUGAACUUGCUUAUCAACAGAUGCAAAUAUGUCAUCUACUGGGUCUCGAAUAAACUUGUGUUGCUGAUGCUUUCGUUGCAGCUGUUGUCGUUGUCCUUGUUGAACUCCCGCAGCAUUACAAAUCCAGACCCAGAUGACCUAUUUGCGAAGAUGCAUAUUGCUGCCGUAUUUUCGAGUGAUUCAUUUUGAGGCCGAGCGGGGGCAGGAAACGUUUUGUUUUUUGCUGGAGACAGGGUUUUCCAUGCAGGAUAUUCUGGUGCACGAGUGGUUGCCCGAGGUCGAUCGGCAACGGCUUUUCAUCGAGGAAGAUUACGUGGACUUUAUGCUGUACAACCCCGUUUACGUGUAAAUAGUGCAAGAACUACUGCGAUGUGCAUGUGCAAGAUAGAAGCGCAAAAAUCGGAACAUCAACCCGAAAAAGCAGGAGCAGCUAGAGCAAGUGCAAAAAGGAAGAUGAACGGAAAGGGAAUUAUGGAAAUAAGUAUUUACCAAGUGUGAAAGACAGUUAAUUAUGUGGAUCCUGGCCGAGGACGUUCUCCUGGGAUCAUUCCUGAAUUGAUGCUCCCCACAAAAUGCUGUGAGUAGGAUGAAAAUUAUACGCGCGAAUGCAGCAAUUUUGUUGUUGAUAUUGAAUGGUAAAACUGAAGGUGAUAAAGCCCUGUCCGAACAAGUAUUUCGACGCAGCAGAAUGUGCAC